Fimicolochytrium jonesii is the source of this 801-nucleotide messenger RNA. RefSeq lists its product as uncharacterized. The coding region runs from base 1 to 801 and encodes 266 amino acids. The record is from RefSeq and is a predicted model, not a curated record. The transcript has a single exon. Lineage: Eukaryota; Fungi; Chytridiomycota; Chytridiomycetes; Spizellomycetales; Powellomycetaceae.
AUGCCAGCGAACAUCGGAGGAAACAAGGCGACCGUACUCAAACAUAACGCUAGCCACAAUGGAGGUCUCUGCGACGUCAUGAUGCGUCGUUUCAUCCAAGCGAACGGAUUCGAGACGUUCACCAUACAAGAACUCGACAUCCUCUUGAGGGAUGCACUCAGAUGUGUCAAGACUGGAAAAGAUGACGAGAGGAACUACCUCCGUGACCUGAGAGCAGCCCGCGACCGAAAGACAAAGGAGCGUCUAGACGAAUUGGAGAGAUUGAACCGCGGCUUCAGGAGGACCCGCCGAAUUGAUGAAAGGAUCGAGACAUUGACAAAUGGAACCCCGGAUUCAAGCGAUGACGAAGGUGAGGAUGUCGGCUCAAGCGGGGAGGACGACGGCGACGACGACGACGAGUAUGUCCCGCUACCCGUACACCAGGACGAAGAAUAUCUGGCGGAAUACGUACCGCCGGCCAUCCGACAACCUCCAGCGGGUUCACCGGUCUCGUCGGGUAACGCUGUACCGCGGUUCAUCCGUGAUCAGGUAGAGGCGGGUACUGUUGUGCAGAAUCAGGUCCCGGAUGUGAUGGCUGCCUACGUAGAUAUGAUCACGCAGACUCAAAAGACUUUCGCCGAAAGUAUUCAGAACCAACUGAAAAGAUUUGGCGAUGAUAUCGAGGAAAGGCUGCCAAAGAAGGCUCGUCGCGGAUCCAGGGGCAAAGCGCCGGUGGUGGAAAAUCAGCCUACCGCGGAAACCGUCGAAGAUGCCGAAGAAAUCGAAGAUGUGGAAAAAACUGCCGGUCCGAGUUCCGGUUAA